AUGGACCACCUCCCAGUGAAGAUACAGCUCCAGCCGGUCAAACUGGAGAAGGAGCCUUUUGAGAAGAUUUACCAAGUGGGCUCUGUCCUGGGGAGCGGAGGCUUUGGCACUGUGUACGCUGGGAGCCGGAUUUCUGAUGGUGCGCCGGUUGCUGUAAAACAUGUGGCGAAGGAACGAGUGACCGAGUGGGGCACACUUAAUGGAUCCGUGGUGCCUUUGGAGAUCGUGCUGCUAAAGAAGGUCAGCUCGUCUUUUCGUGGUGUUAUCAAAUUGCUGGACUAUUACGAGCGCCCGGAUGGCUGGCUCAUCGUUAUGGAGAGGCCGGAGCUCGUCAAGGACCUCUUUGACUUUAUCACUGAGAAGGGCGCACUGGACGAGGACAUGGCCCGAGGAUUGUUCCGCCAGGUUUUGGAGGCGGUCAGACACUGCUACAGCUGUGGCGUAGUGCACAGAGAUAUCAAAGAUGAAAACCUGCUUGUGGAUCUACGCACCGGGGACCUCAAGCUUAUUGACUUUGGCUCGGGGGCGAUUCUCAAGGACACGGUCUACACUGACUUUGAUGGUACUCGAGUCUACAGUCCACCAGAAUGGAUUCGGUUCCACAGGUACCACGGGCGGUCUGCGACUGUGUGGUCACUAGGCGUUCUUCUUUAUGACAUGGUGUGUGGAGACAUCCCAUUUGAGCAAGAUGAGGAAAUCCUGAGAGGCAGGCUAUACUUCAGGAGGAGGGUUUCUGCAGAGUGCCAGCAGCUCAUCAAGUGGUGCCUGGCUCUGCGCCCUUCAGACCGGCCCACGCUGGAGCAGAUCUGUGACCACCCCUGGAUGAGAGCAGCAGGCGUGGAGUCCUCCCCAAAGUCGCCGGAAGAGCCCAGUGUCAACAGUGGGGACAUCCGACUUCGCACCAUCGAUACGGACUCUUCGUCAAGCACAAGCUCAAGCAAGGAGAGCCUCUGA
Messenger RNA from Knipowitschia caucasica, 954 nucleotides. Lineage: Eukaryota; Metazoa; Chordata; Actinopteri; Gobiiformes; Gobiidae. The record is from the annotation of a GenBank genome assembly.